AUGAGAGCCGUGAGAAACCUCCGGUUCGCUUCUGCCUACACAAGAAAACCGGAAGCCAUCGUGGCCGCCCUAAACGAAACCAACAUCAGAGCAACAAUCUCCUGCUCCAAACUCCUGAACCUUGAGCUCAGAGUCCGCAGCGGAGGCCACGACUACAAAGGCUUCUCCGACACCUAUCUCGUGCCGUUCGUGAUCCUAGACAUGUACAACUUCAACAAAAUCGAGAGAACCUUACCUUUUUAUACUUUUAUUUCCUUGCUCAUCCCCUUCAUCGACGUCCUCCUCCUCAUCUUCCUCCCUUCCACAUCCCAAUCAUCAUCUCCGUAUUCUUAUCAUCGCUGUCCAUCUCAAGGCCAUCUGCGUCAACAAUUUCACCAGCAAACCAUGGCACAACAUGAGAGAUGA
Molecule: messenger RNA, 405 nt
Organism: Eruca vesicaria subsp. sativa (arugula)
Lineage: Eukaryota; Viridiplantae; Streptophyta; Magnoliopsida; Brassicales; Brassicaceae
Source: the annotation of a GenBank genome assembly